Molecule: messenger RNA, 1362 nt
Organism: Sungouiella intermedia
Lineage: Eukaryota; Fungi; Ascomycota; Pichiomycetes; Serinales; Metschnikowiaceae
Source: the annotation of a GenBank genome assembly
AUGCCCGAAACUAAGAGAAACUUUUCCCAGGUGGCAGAUGUGUCCGAGUUUCACGACGAUAAGAAACAGCACACAAAGCCGGGACGCAAGCCCAUCGAUACCGAGCCCAAGUCCAAGCGUACGGCGCAGAACAGAGCGGCCCAGCGAGCUUACAGAGAACGGAAAGAACGCAAGAUGAAAGACUUGGAGGAUAAGGUGGCAGACUUGGAGGAUGAUAAGAUCAAAGCUGCCACCGAGCUGGAUCUUUUGCGUGCUCAGAUUGAGUUGUUGAAGCGCGAGCUCACGCGGUACAGGGGCCAUCUGGACUUUUCCGACCUAGGUGUGAAGAAGAGCGAUAAUGUAGUGAAACAGGAGCAACUGCCGGAAACAACGCCGCAGGAGCCCAAGUAUAUGGCCGAUUUCCCUUGGUCGAAGGAGAACCUCCAGAACCUCAACAACUCACAGCUACCGGAUUUGGUGAGUGGAUCUUCUUCGUCCACCUCGCCGCUCAAUGACAACGUUAUUGUUUCCCCCGAGUCUAACACCAGCGAGAGCGUCAGCAGUAAUAUUAUGCUGAGCUUGAGCCCCCAGAAUCAGUUCAACUUGGUGUCGCUGUUUGAUGAGCAACUCGACCCAUUCUGUGUUAACUUGAACGAGGCUUGUGGCAAUAAACUGAAGCCCAUGCCAAAGUUCCACAGACCUGCUAGCGAGGUGCCUCCUUUGCCCACCAAGUUUGAAUCUGUUCUGUCACCCCAGUGGAACGGAGUUUCUCCUUUCCACACACUUUUCUCGCCAAACGAGAAUUUGUCGGAUCCUUUCUUCGCCGACAACAACUACAACAUCAGUACGGCUCCUACCGACGGACUACUGAACGAACCAUUGUCGUUUUUGAACGAUAACAAUUUUGAUGUUUCGUUGGCUUUUGGCAAUGCUACCAACGAUUUGGUGGAUAACCAGGGUAAGACUCAAUAUACGGAUCCUCUUGCAGGCUUGACCAACGAGGAGUCCGUUUAUGAUCCGUUGAACCUGGUGAACACCGACUUCAACUUCAAUGAGUUCGUGAAGAGUAGUCUUCCGUCGGAUGUUAGUUCAAGAACUAACUCAGUCACUGAGGGUUUAAAGUCCGGGUCCUCGGUGAGCAGUUACCACAGCUCACCUCUUGAAGAGGACGACAGCAAGGAAGAGGUUGUGCCAGCGCCUGAGAAGACCAUUAGAUGUUCGGAGAUUUGGGACAGAAUCACGUCGCACCCACGUUAUACCGAGAUUGACAUUGAUGGUUUGUGUAACGAGUUGAAGACCAAGGCUAAAUGCUCGGAGAAGGGAGUUGUUUUGGACUCCAAGGAUGUGAACAAGCUUAUUGAGAGACUGGCCAUGAGACGCUGA